Molecule: messenger RNA, 874 nt
Organism: Carya illinoinensis
Lineage: Eukaryota; Viridiplantae; Streptophyta; Magnoliopsida; Fagales; Juglandaceae
Product: bifunctional bis(5'-adenosyl)-triphosphatase/adenylylsulfatase FHIT
Exons: 5
Coding region: 53-634 (193 amino acids)
Molecular function (GO): catalytic activity
Source: RefSeq, a predicted model, not a curated record
CAAAAUAAGGGGUAAAAGAAAAAAGGAAAUUCCAUAUACUCUCAGAUACAAAAUGGUAAAGCAGAUGCUGCUGCAGCUGUUGCUACCUCUCGCUUCCAGACCAGGCUGCUUCAUCACGCGCACAUCAAGGCCAAGGGGGCUCCGACCAAUUUCCUCCACCAAGAUGUCGUCGGAAUCCUACACGUUCGGGCCUUACAAGAUACCCCACGAGGAAGUGUUCUACUCCUCCCAGCUUUCCUAUGCCAUGGUUAAUCUACGUCCCGUCGUUCCUGGUCAUGUGCUUGUCUGUCCAAGGCGUGAAGUUAAGCGUUUUGUUGAUCUCACUGUUGAUGAGACUAGUGAUUUAUGGCUCACUGCACAGAAGAUAGGCAGUCAGCUUGAGAGCUACCACAAAGCAUCAUCUCUCACAUUUUCAAUCCAAGAUGGGCCCCAGGCAGGACAGACGGUACCACAUGUGCACAUUCACAUCCUGCCACGGAAAGGCGGUGACUUUGAGAAGAAUGAUGAGAUCUAUGACGCAAUUGACGAAAAGGAGAGAGAUUUAAAGCAAAAGCUUGACUUGGAUAAAGAAAGAAGGGACAGAAGCAUUGAGGAGAUGUCCCAAGAGGCAGAUGAAUACAGAAAGCUCUUGUAAUUGUUAUUUUUGCAUGAAAUAUUUAUUAGUUAAAUAAAAAAAAAAAAAAACUAUCUGAAUGGUCAGGGAAAAGAUUUUAUAGCAUAUAUUGUGAGAUUUUCUCUCUGAUGAAAGGUGAAGAUUGAGAUGCCAAGCUUGUCAUAUUAAGAUGAUAAUCAUAUAGCCUUUUCAAAGUUUGUCAUAGCCGUAUGGCAUGCAUGGAUUAUUUAUAAUUUUAUGAUAUCUUGGAUUCCUAAAUAA